AUGGAGCUCACGACGAUCCUGGCGGCGGCCGCCGCCGUCCUGGCCACCUUGUACCUCUACUACAGCUACCGCUUCAGCUACUGGAGGAAGAGGGGGGUGCCCUUCCCCAGGCCGCUGCCCUUCCUCGGCAACAUUGGCUUCUUCUUCGCGGGCAAGAAGGGUUUCUCCUCGGCCAUGCUGGACCUGGUCGCGCCCUUCAAAGAGAACGGCUACUGCGGCAUGUACAUGUGGAGCCAGCCAGUGCUGCUGGUGUGGGACCCCGAGAUGACGAGGCAGAUCAUCUGCAAGGACUUCAGCAGCUUCCACGACCGCGGCCAGCCGUCGGACGAGAACGAUCCCCUGAGCCAGCACCUGUUCAACCUCAACGGCAACAAAUGGCGCAACCUCCGGAACCGGCUCACGCCCACCUUCACGUCGGGCAAGCUCAAGCUCAUGCUGCCCAUGAUGCGUGACAUCGCCUCCCAGCUCAGCUCCCACGUCGCCACGGAGGCCAAGAGGGCGGACGAGGUGGAGAUCGACGCGCUGCUGUCGCGCUACGCCGUCGACGUCAUCGGCUCGGUGGCGUUCGGCAUCGAGUGCAACAGCCUCCGCGACAAAGACAACGAGUUCAUCAGCAUGUCGAGGAAGCUGGGCCGAACAUCGGCCGUCGGGUUCGUCCGCUUCAUCCUAAUCGGGAUCCAUCCCAAGCUGGGCGCCCUGCUCCCCUUGAAGUGGAUGUUCUCCGACACCCACCGCUUCUUCCUCAACCUGAUGAAGGAGACGGUCGAGUACCGCGAGCAGCACGACGUGGAGCGCAACGACUUCGUGCAGCUCAUGAUGCAGCUGCGCAGCGCCGACCUGGCCAACGUGGACCCGGCCAACCACAUGGCGCUCACGCACGGCGUCAUGGCGGCGCAGGCCUUGAUCUUCUUCCUCGCCGGGCUGGACAGCGUCUCCAACACGAUCGCCUUCGCCCUGAGCAGGCUCGGCGCCGACCCGGAGCUGCAGCAGAGGCUGGCCGACGAGGUGCGGGAGGUGCUGCGUCGGCACGCCGGCGAGCUUUCCUACGAGGCUCUCAAGGAGAUGGACCUGCUGCACCGCGUCGUCCUCGAGGCCAUGCGGCUCUGGAACCCCGCCGGGAUCCUCUUCCGCAAGUGCAACGCCACGACCCAGGUGGGCGACCUCGUCGUCGAGAAGGGCCAGGUCCUCUUCAUCAUGGCGCAGGUGACGGCCAUGGACGAGGGCACGUUCCCCGACCCGCACCGCUUCGACCCGGGCCGCCACACGCCCGAGGCCAAGCAGGCGAGACACCCCUACGCCUUCCUGCCCUUCGGCGACGGCCCCAGGAACUGCAUCGCCGAGCGCUUCGCCAUGCUGGAGAUGAAGCUCACGGUCGCGCUGCUCGUCCGGGACUUCGUCUUUACCCCCGGCCCCAACUACGAGCCCGAGGUCGAACUCGACCCAAAGAAUUUCUUCCCAAGGGCGAAGAACGGGUUCCACCUCAAAGUCAGUGCCCGUGCCUGAGAAGACUGAGUAUUUGAUGUUCUUUUUUUCAUAUUUGAUAAAACAAAAUAAGUGCUAAUGUGCUACGCUUACGUAAUAAUAGAGUGACAUCUUGAAUACCUUGAGAUUGUGUGUUUUUGAGACUAACCACAAGUAGAAUUUGGUAUUAAUAAUGAAAUUUUAAAAGUA
This is a messenger RNA of Frankliniella occidentalis (western flower thrips), 1671 nucleotides long. Its product is annotated as probable cytochrome P450 6a13. The transcript has a single exon. Gene Ontology annotation, molecular function: oxidoreductase activity, acting on paired donors, with incorporation or reduction of molecular oxygen; heme binding; monooxygenase activity. Bases 1 to 1503 code for a protein of 500 amino acids. NCBI's taxonomy places the organism in Eukaryota, Metazoa, Arthropoda, Insecta, Thysanoptera, Thripidae. The record is from RefSeq and is a predicted model, not a curated record.